CGGGGGUCGCGUAGCAGCGCGCCGGGGCCGGGCGGGGGCAGGAGAUCCCUCGGGCCUCCCAGCUCUCCGUCGGCGGCGGCUCACGGCCUCGAAGAGCGAUGUUUGUGUUGUGAGAGGAGGAAGGGGAAAAGAUGGGCCACUGGGAGAACCUCCCUGGAAAGAGUGACCCAACGCCAGCCCUGCCUCUGCGCCGCUCAGGGAGGAAUUCUGCCGCGGAAGGGUUCUGGCACCGGUGAUGAGCGAUGGGGUAUGAUGUAGCACGCUUUCAGGGGGACGUUGAUGAAGACCUUAUCUGCCCCAUCUGCAGCGGGGUCCUGGAGGAGCCGGUUCAGGCUCCUCACUGUGAGCACGCCUUCUGCAAUGCCUGCAUCACGCAGUGGUUCUCCCAGCAGCAGACCUGCCCCGUGGACCGCAGCGUGGUGACGGUUGCCCACCUCCGCCCCGUGCCGCGCAUCAUGCGCAACAUGCUCUCCAAGCUGCAGAUCACCUGUGACAAUGCUGUGUUUGGCUGCACGGCCGUCGUGCGACUGGACAACCUGAUGUCUCACCUCAACGACUGCGAGCACAACCCCAAGCGCCCCGUGACCUGCGAGCAGGGAUGCGGCUUGGAAAUGCCCAAGGACGAGCUGCCAAACCACAACUGCAUCAAGCAUUUAAGAUCGGUGGUGCAGCAGCAGCAGACCAGGAUUGCUGAGCUGGAGAAGACCUCAGCAGAGCACAAGCAUCAGCUGGCAGAGCAGAAACGCGACAUCCAGCUGCUGAAGGCCUACAUGCGAGCCAUCCGCAGCGUCAACCCCAACCUGCAGAACCUGGAGGAGACCAUCGAGUACAACGAGAUCCUGGAGUGGGUGAACUCCCUGCAGCCCGCCCGCGUGACGCGGUGGGGAGGGAUGAUCUCCACGCCGGACGCCGUGCUGCAGGCCGUCAUCAAACGCUCGCUGGUGGAGAGCGGCUGCCCCACGUCCAUCAUCAACGAGCUGAUUGAGAACGCCCACGAGCGGAACUGGCCGCAGGGCCUGGCGACGCUGGAGACUCGUCAGAUGAACCGGCGUUACUACGAGAACUACGUGGCCAAACGCAUCCCCGGCAAGCAGGCCGUGGUGGUGAUGGCCUGCGAGAACCAGCACAUGGGUGAGGACAUGGUGCUGGAGCCGGGGCUGGUGAUGAUCUUUGCACACGGAGUGGAGGAAAUAUAAAGGACGUUGGAAGAGUGAUGCUUUGUGCUGAGGAGGGGGACGGGGCCGAGGCCCAGCCUGGAUGCUCCCCGCGGCCGGGCUCGGCUCAGAGCUCCGCUGGCUGCUGCACCUCCUGCCCGAAAUGAUUCCACGCCCCCCGCAACCGCUGCAUCCACCCCAGCCUGCCCCUGUUUGCCCUCUGCAGCUCCAUUUUCCCACUUGGUGUCUUCAGGGGGGCAGAGGAGGUCCAGCUGCUCCCCAGCUCCUGCUGGACUUCCACCCCCUCGGCUGCUCCCCCCGGCUCACGCUGUGCCUACGGCCCCCGGCUGCCCCCCUCCCUUUGCUCCGUGUUUUCUGCCCUGUGCUUGGCUGUGUCUGUCCCUGGGGGCCGGGCUCGGCCUCUCUUUCCCCAUUGACCCUGAAGGCAGAACUGGGCGCCCUGGGCCGGGGGGAGCCGCGGCAGAGGAGGGAGCGGGCAGGGGGGGGGCCUGGCACCGGCGUGGAGCGGCUACGCGAGCCCCCUCUGCCCCCUGCUGCUCCUCUGCGGCCGCUCGCGAUCGUGGUUCUGUAUUAUUUUGUACUUCUUGGCCUUCUGCCCUGCCUCCUCCCCCCGUUUUAUUUUGGAGCGCCGCGGCUGGGUGCGUUGACCCCGGUCACGGCCACCCUGUGGGAAUUUAAUUUAUUUGCAGUCGUUUCGUUGUUUGUUUUUUUUUUUACGGUCCUUUCCCGUCCCCCGGUGUCUGUACGAUGCGGUUCCGGGGCUCCCCCCGCCCCCGGGGGGGGUCAGUGAUCAAUAAACGCUGUUCUGGUU
This is a messenger RNA of Lagopus leucura (white-tailed ptarmigan), 1986 nucleotides long. RefSeq names its product ring finger protein 41 (gene RNF41). The transcript is spliced from 7 exons. The record is from RefSeq and is a predicted model, not a curated record. Lineage: Eukaryota; Metazoa; Chordata; Aves; Galliformes; Phasianidae. Gene Ontology annotation, molecular function: ubiquitin protein ligase activity; zinc ion binding. Gene Ontology annotation, cellular component: plasma membrane signaling receptor complex. Bases 243 to 1196 code for a protein of 317 amino acids. Gene Ontology annotation, biological process: tumor necrosis factor-mediated signaling pathway; positive regulation of JNK cascade; regulation of canonical NF-kappaB signal transduction.